AUCGGCGGUGCUCUGUGGCCCUCGGACACAGCGGAUCACCGAUCCACAGAAAGAGCGAAAGAUGUCAGCUUGGUCAUGUGAUCAGCUGUGUCCAAUCACAGCUGAUCACAUGGCACUGAUGAUCAGUGUGGCCCCAGAAGUGCUACCUGUCAGUGUCCAUCAGUGCCAGCUGUCAGUGCUGAACAGUGCCACUUGCCAGUGCCCACCAGUGCCACAUAUCAGUGCCAAUCUGAGCUGCCCUUCAGUGCCGCCUAACAGUGCCAGUCAGUGCCACCUAUCAGUACCAGUCAGUGCCGCCUAUCAGUGCCAUAUAUCAGUGCUGCCUUUCAGUGCCCAUUAGGGAUGCCUGUCAAUGCCCAUCAGUGCCACCUACCAGUACCCAUCAGUG
Messenger RNA from Staurois parvus, 388 nucleotides. Lineage: Eukaryota; Metazoa; Chordata; Amphibia; Anura; Ranidae. The record is from the annotation of a GenBank genome assembly.